This is a messenger RNA of Durusdinium trenchii, 414 nucleotides long. NCBI's taxonomy places the organism in Eukaryota, Dinophyceae, Suessiales, Symbiodiniaceae. The record is from the annotation of a GenBank genome assembly.
AUGAACGAUCAUGAAUCUUGGUCACGCCCUUGCUUCGGUUGGGAGGAUGACCUGAGACUGAUGGCAGAUGACCAUGUCAGGCUACUUUCUUUCCCAAGACCCUCUGGAUUGUUGCUGGCUGUAUAUUCCUUCACAGUGGUCCUGAAGCCGGGAAGAUGUUUGUCCGCUUUGUUUGAAAGAUUUGUUUUUGAAGCUACCAAGAUCUUCUUGAUUCUUCUUUGUAUGGUCAGCAACUCAAACACAACUCUUCUGCCACUGCCUGGUUCGCAGUGCCUGGUUUCUCACCUUGGAGUGAGGUCACUUGAGCCUGGUUCAAGGUCGAGCUCGCCUGGUUCAAGGCUUGUGACUGGUGAAGGUUCUUCUCCGUCAAUUUGCCACGAAUUCGGGGUCUUAGUCCGCACCACAGAUCUGUAG